UGUGGGGAUGCACACACACACAGAGCAGGUCGCCUUCCCGAUCCAAAUGCGCAUACAAGAUGGGUUACUAGCGCGGAGAUGGAAAAGGGGGGGGUGUUGAGCAAGCCCUCAUCGAUCUGUCCGAGAGAGAGAGAGAGAGAGAGAGAGAGAGAGAGAGAGAGAGAGAGGCAGUGCUGGGCUGCAUCUUUAUCCCAGCAGACCCCCCUUCUGUCUGUCUGUCUGUCUGUCUGUCUGCCUGCCUGCCUGCCAGCUGAUUGGACUGGAGGUGAAGCGUUUUUUCUCUCCCCUCGUCAUCCCGGGAAACCUGGACGGACGAACGGACUAACGGAGGUUUUUGGAUUUUGACACCGGCUACUACUUGGUGAUGACAGCGGGUGGAAACUGCGAAUUUAAAGAAACCAAACCAAAACCGAGUGAGAAAGCGGACAGAAGCCAAGACAGUGCACAGUAACGCAGGCGGAAACACAACAACUUCCAGCGGUAGUCCUCGGUGCGGUCUGCGGGGAGCUCUGGAGCUGUUGCCAUCGUGAAGGUGGGUGUAAAACUCCCUCCCCUCUCUCUCAGUCAGAGAUGGAGUUCCCAGAUGACUUCCUGCUGGCUGAGCUGGGUCACCUGCAGCUCUACAACAACUCGUUUUUCCACAACAACUUCAGUGGUUCUUACAACGAGACCGACACCUUACUGCCAACGGGGGUGAAGGUCACCAUCGUGGUCGUCUACAUGAUCGUCUGUGUCAUCGGCCUGGUGGGAAACUUUCUGGUCAUGUAUGUCAUCAUAAGAUACACUAAGAUGAAAACGGCCACUAACAUCUACAUCUUUAACCUGGCUCUGGCUGACUCUUUGUUCCUGGCUACUUUACCUUUCCAGGGUACCGACGUGUUCCUGGGCUUUUGGCCAUUCGGGAAUGCUCUGUGCAAGGCGGUGGUGUCUAUCGACUACUACAACAUGUUCACCAGCACCUUCACCUUGACAGUGAUGAGUAUGGACAGGUAUGUGGCUGUCUGCCACCCUGUCAAAGCACUGGACAUGAGGACUCCUCACAAGGCCAAGGUGGUGAAUAUCUGUGUGUGGGUGUUGGCUUCGGCCUUUGGCGUCCCGGCCAUGGUCCUGGGAAAUGUAGAGGUAGAACAAGAGCAUGACAGCAUUGAGUGCAUCGUGGUGCUACCUGAAUCGAUGAGCCACUGGUAUCCUGUCUUUGGCACCUGCGUCUUCCUCUUCUCCUUCCUCAUCCCUGUGGCUAUCAUCAGCAUCUGCUACAGCCUGAUGGUUAAGCGCCUGCGCAAUGUUCGCAUCCUGUCCGGCUCUAAGGAAAAAGACCGCAACCUGCGGCGCAUCACCAGGAUGGUCCUGGUGGUGGUGGCAGCGUUUGUCGUCUGUUGGACCCCCAUCCAGAUCAUGGUCCUGGCUCAGUCGCUGGGCUUCAACCUGAGCAGCUUGUUCACGCUGGUCCUGAUGCACUUCUGCAUCGCACUGGGCUACGUCAACAGCAGCUUGAAUCCCGUGCUCUACGCCUUCCUGGAUGAGAACUUCAAACGCUGUUUUCGCGAGUUCUGCCACCCAUCGCCAUUCCGCCUCGACACCCAGCAGUCCGGCAGGAUGAGGAGCAUCGCUAGGGAGGUGGCAGCGGCCUACAGCUGCAAGGCCGGAGAUGGCGGGGGGCCUGGGGGAGGGACGCCUAAUCCAGCAUGACUAGGCGUGGAGCUCCCCUUGGUGGGGGUAGACCCCCAACAGAGGAGAGAGACCCAGGGUACAGGGAGCUCCAACACAGAAUUGACUCAGAUUACAGCUCUCUAGCGGCACGAGCCUCCCCGCCCCCCAACUAGAAGACUGGCCUGGGGCGGGGAGGAGGGAGAUGAGGAGGAUGGGGUAGAAAGGAAAAGAAUUUAAGAAUAAGGAUGGGGAUGACAAACAUAGACCCGUAGGGUGGUUAUAUGGGUGGAAGGAAAUUGAUAUGUUGAAAGCUUGGUUGGGAAGGGUGGUGGACAUCUGAGUUGGAGAUGGUAUGGGAGUAGGUCAAACCAUUGUGGAUCUUGGAUCUUGGAAUGACUAUGACCCUAACUCCGCUGAGGCGGUAAGAUAUUUUGAAAUGGAGCUACAGACCUCACUAAGACUUGAUUAAGGAUCCAACUAUCUUGAGGUGGAUGUAAACACAAAAGAGGUGACAGCAUUAUUUGACAUUUAUUGCAGCUCCAAAAACAAUAUCCUUACUAACAGAAACUGGAUCUGCCAACUGAUGGUACCCAGUUGCUGCAACUCUAGAAAGAUGCCUGACUCUGUAGUUGGGUAUGAUAACACAUGGGUUGGGGCUAGACAAUAAAAACAACACAGGAUUAAUAAGGCGCUGCACAUACCAAAUCACUGAAACCACCAUGCACUACUUUGGUGCUUGUAGAAAGAAUAUUUCCAACAUUGGAAGCACGGACCGUGGCUAUCUGGCAGUAAGGACCUAGGACUGAGGACUUGACAACAAAGAGUAAAGCUUUCUGGAAGUGUGAAAUGGAGAAUAAACUCUUUCACUACAUUAUUGUAUCUUUAUCAGUUGAUGUUUCAGAACGUUAUGUCAUGAGUGGUGGGAAGCGGUAGACAUAACGCCUAUUGUCCCACACUGAUCUCAGUAUGGGGUCUUUAGUGUGAUGGUUUAUCUAAAAAUUGGUCUACAUAAUGAUAUUAUGCUGCUGAGCCAUUAUUAGGACUUAAAUGGACACACAAAGUGUAAUUUGAUAUUUGAGACUGUAUAGACAGGAAGUUGGAUGUAAUAUCUACAAACAAUAGUUGGCAUAGAGAAUAGAACAAUGUGCAACAAGCUACUCUUGAACAGUAUUUCUUAAACUGUAUCUAUGGACAGGAAUUCAACACAUGAAUGUUAUUUCCCAUAGGAGCAACAUUUAUCAAUGUGUCCUGAAACAUAAAAAACCUGAGAAAUCCCAUCCUAAAACAAGUUUCUUAGAGUUUUUGUGAUUUUUGAAAACUUUCUAUGAUCACCUGUGGGGUGUUGGAAAUUUUGAGUUUGGGGUGGGGGGGGUAACCUGAAAGAACAGCAAAAAGUCAAGCCUAGUAAGGGUAUUAUCACCGUUAUUCCUUUUCUUCGUCUUGCUGUGUUUUAGGACACAAAAUGAAAGACAGUGCCUGUCUAUGGUGGGUCCACACAUGAAAUGUUAGUUAGCCUGUAUCCAAGGAUGGAACUUUUCAGGAUAAAAUGCAUUGAAAAUCUAAUGUAAGGAACUGCACACUACCCCAAACAUGAUAGCAGAGUCACACAGUCUGCCUUGUGUUCGUUAAAAUGAACCCUUAAAGACAUGCUCCUCAACGUUGCCACAGUUAGUUGAAAGAAAGAAAAAAAAAAAGAAUGCUUGCUAGUAAUGAUGAUGAGUAGGGCUGUGUACGUUUAAAGCCCUGAUUUCUUGAAUCUGCUGCAGAAACAUACCAUGUUCCUCCGUGUGCGAAAUUACUUCCCUGCAGUGAUCCCAUUUUUCUGUAUCAUCACUGUCUUUUGCAAAGCUUAGUCACACUUUUGACUACCUCCGGCCCGCCAUACUGUAAACACUAUACAUGAGCAUUGAUGCAUUCAUAACAGUUGAUGUAGAGUGAAGUUUACUAGCAUAAAUAAACCAAAGUUUGCUUUCAGGAGAGUGGAAUUGUAGGGUUCAUUUGUAAGGAAGGUGUGGUUCUUAUAAAUGUGUGUAUAGUUCUAAUUUCAAAACAUUAUUUUGAUACCCAGCCCUAAUGAUCAGAUAGGUACUCAACUGGUAACUGGCCAACAACUGAAGCUGUUUAUAUGGUACCAUUUCAAUUAUUUUAGGGACAUUAUUAGAUUAGUCAAUGAUACAGGUGUGGAGUGGCAGGUUACUACCCAUUUUACUCAAUCCACUAAAUUUGACCCACUAUGGAAAGGACACAUCUAAUAUAAUGAUGAGAACAUCAGAUAUUUCUGUAAAAAACAAUUAGGUGGGAGGACAAUACCAUCUGAGACAUCCUGCUUAAAUACAUUAAGCAUCCUUUUUGAAAAUGACACAUCUGGGUGUGUUGUUUUUCCCAGGUGUGUAGCUGCUGUCCGAUUUGGGGAAUCAGAGGUGAAACUGAAUGGGGUCGAGGUUGGAUUUGGGAGUGAAAUCUGGUUUGAGAUAUUUUGUGGUUGGGACAUUUACAUUGGACAGGGUUGGGUAGGGGUUUUGUCAGUGAGUCAUUUUGACUCCCAGCACCACAGUGGCAAAGCAGGAGGAAGGGGUCACAGUGCUCUGACCCCACUCCAAGGGACAAAGGGGCUCUCUCUCUUCUUAGUGUCUUAAAGUGAAAAUCAAACCUAAAACAGAAACCACAUAAGGUAUUCUAAUUGUCCUGGACAGUUUUGGAAAUUAUUUGACAGCAUUAGAUACAGUGUUUCAACUUUUGGACAUCUUCUGGGACACUUAGUUGACACUUUAGCUUAUUUAAAAAUAGACAAAUAUCAAAAAUAUGACCCAAUAUGAUGAAAUGAUAACAAUUUCAUGCAAAAUAUAAUAUGAUUUACUUCUGUUCUUAACUGGAAAUGUGUCUCUCACAUUAAAUCUCUCAGUGACAAGUUUUUUCGUAGUUCCAGUUCUAUUUGUAGUAGUUUUUAUAUUAACGAUAUUGUGAUGAACAAAAAUUAUAACAGGUCUUUCUUAAAUGUUUGCAAAAAGCACUAUGUUAGGACAAAUAAAAGACAAAUUAUUUACAGUUUUUUUUUCUGGCACCACUCAUUACAAAUCAGCUUCUCAUGAACAGUCAAUGGAGCUUCUGUCCAGAAACGGUUUCUUUCUCAAUUUCUGAGUCUGACUGUAAGAGAGUGGCCAAUACAGUAAUCUUUUGAAGUUUUUAUUGUGAAGCUUAAUGUUCGCUCUGAGGAAUUACGUAAUUUUACAUUUUUGAAGUUACACAUUUUCACACUUUGGAUAUUCCCACUGCUCUGAUGAGGCAGAAACUGUCCAGGCAUUAAGAAUUAACAUGUGUAUUCUGUUUUAGGGUUGGUGUCCCCUUUAAUUUUGUAUUUGUGUCUCUCCAUAUAAUUUGGAUCAGUUAGAUUGAUUAAGAUGUCUUUACUUUAAAUUCAAAACAUGUUUUUUUUUUCUUUGUAACUUAUUUUUUUCAUUAACAGGAUGAGUUUCAGGAUAGCAAGUUGACACUAUUUGCUGCCACGAAGGUUUGCUAUCCAUUGUAGAGUUUUUAAGUUAUGUCUGUACAAACCAAUUUGUUUUCUGCAGCUACUCUUUGCAGCACAUAUUAAUCUUUUUGUUCAUUUUCUUAAUUUUGUCUUGUCUUUUGUUUGAGAGGAACAAUUCUAUGAACUUACAUUGCCUUAAAUAUCAAGUGUAGUCUGUUACUGAAGCUCGCUCUCUGGCUGGAUCAAAUGUGUUCUAGUUUUUACUGGUGCUUCGCUGUUAGUUUAUACUAGUCCAGACCUGUAUUUAUAAAGCCUCUGAGGACAGGAGUCGUCAGGCCAGAGACCAAUUCAAUUUUGAGUUUGUAUUUCUUAAAAUAGCUGUCUUUAGCCUUAAACUAAGGGUUUAACUACUUUAUCAAUGGCUACCAAUUGAUAAAAUAUCAGAGCUAAAUCUAGUGUAAUUAACUCUGUUGGCAUUUUAGGGAAGUGGACAUUUUUCUUCCUUAAACUUUGUACAAUAAAACUGUGAGCUGUCACCUUGAUUCUUACCUUUGUGGCUUGCAAAAGUAACCCACAUUUGAUAAAAUGUAAAUUGAGAUGAUGGAUAUGGAAAGCCAAAAUGUAAAGAUAAAGCGUGGAUUAUACCAUGGCCACAGAAAAUACUCCUUUCUGAUUGGCUGGCAAGUGUGUCAGCUAAAACUAUACAUGUGGAUAAACCAAACACAAUCCUGGUCAACAGUUUAACCUCAGUUCUAAAUCAGUACACAAAGUAUAUUAAACUGCAUGUAUCCAUGGCAGCAGCUCUUUCGACCACUUACAGUCAACUCUCAUGAAAUAUACCUUACAAUGGGUUAAAGUGACUACAUAGACACUUUAAAUCAGAUGAUGAUUUUAACACAGCUUCUCUUUUCGCCUGUGGUAAUUGGUCAUCGGAUAAACCAGUAACACACUCUGCGGUGUCCUCAGAGUGCAUUAUCGCUUACUUAAUGUACAUUUGGGAGCCCUUUGCUUUUGCAGAAUAAUAUGAUGUGGUUACCUCUUAUAAACUGAGGAUUCCAGCUGCAUCUUCAGUAAGCUGAGCACACCUUUACACCAUGUGAAUUUAAAGUCUACACUGAGAAGAACAGUAAACAAAUGCUCCUCUAGGAAGCAGUUACUAAUAUAGGUCAGGAGGCUGGAAACACUAGCUCUAGCUCUUAAUGACACAGAUAUUGUAUUCUACAAUUAAUUACUUGCUUCUGGAUCUCAUAGUAUUGAUCUAAGUUCAUCAUGUACAGUAGGUCACAUAAGAAAUUAAACUAGACCAUGACUGUAAAUGCAAGCAUUAAUGUUUGAAGAUUAGUCUGUUAUUGCUCUUUUUGUAGUUUCACAAAAGCAGCCAAAUAUUCACUUUACUUUUUUCGGUCCUGGAAGUCACAAUAGACAUUCUUCAUUUCAAGUAGGCUGCAUUUGAUGAUUGACAAUGUUCUCAUUCACCUAAACAUCAGUAUGAACUGUUUGUACAUCUGAUUGGAUCAACACCCCACUCCCUCAUCAAUUUUGGUUCUCAAAUUUCACCUAAAAUAUCCAUCUAAAUCAGCUUCUGAAAAAAUCUAAAAUAGGGCAUAAAAAUGGAGAAAAUCAUUUUCAUUAUUUUAUUUUAAUCCAUAACACCUAGUCCAAGUAGUUUAAACAUAAACUCCCUGAUAACUUGUUUUACACUAUGGCCAUGAACAAAACUUGUUGAGCCACAUAACUAAUUAACUCUCUCUGGUGAAACUAAUCUAACCAUGGGUAAAACUGAUAAACAGUUAAACUGAAAGAAAUUGAUGAUCCUUUUUACUUUAUUUAGGUUACCAUGCCAUAAGCAUGAUUAUACACUCCAAGGUGUUCUGAUAUAGAAAAUAAUGGACUCGGCUUUGCCUUCAAAUUGAGCAUUGUUUUCUUGUAAUGUUUUCUUCUUAUAAUGUCAUAAAUUCUUGAAAAUGUUUAAACACUAGCUCUACAUAAUUAUUAGUGCCGUUAGCUGAGUGCGAUAAGAGCUCUACAUUUCUGCCAUACCUCUGGUAUCCUUGAUGAUCAAGACUGUCUGUUCUGUUCUGAGAUAGUUUUAUGAAUACUGGUCGUCUUUUGUACAACCUAGCAGACUUUGUGUAGGAAAAUUGGCCGGAGCAUCGAGGACACUGGCUUCGACAUGAUUCGCCUUCAUGAAGACGUGCUAUAACGCAGCUGUGAGGCUCUUUGUGCUUAACUGUCACUGUUAAAACUGAAGACGCAACGAUAUUUUGUAUUACUGUUUGGUGUUUUUGUAGCACAAAACUACAUAAAAAGGACUCCAAGAGGGUGAAAUCCUUCUGUUGAACAAUGCAGAGUCUGCAUAAUUAUACUGUCUUUUAGCUCUGUAUAAACAUUUUGUUUGAAUAUUACACUUACGUAAAAGUAUAAACAUAGUUCUGAUCAUUUAACGUCUGACCUCUUUCUCUUGUUAUUCUUGGUGUAUAAAUAAAAACUAUUUCUCGCCAACCGUAAUGGUACGUAUUGUUACCUCCAUGCAUCCGAUCGCAGGGAGAUUCCUUUCAUUCGUUUACAUUUUACAGACCACAUGAAUGUCAAAUGAAAAACCUGUUGAAAAUCCAAAUCUAGGAAGAAAAAAAACAUACAAUGUUGAUGUUGUUGUUAUUACUAUUAUUGCUAUCAAAAGAGAAAAACAGUGUUGCAUUAAUGUUUUUUGCUGUGCGGGAGACUGUCUGGUAUGUAGCUAUGUAAUACUUGUGGACUGCAUUUUGCUCACUGCCUGAGUCAUGAAAUGAAACAGUUCUUACGGCUCAAAAAACCUUGUAUCGCCUUUUUUCAAUCACAAAUCCACUCACGCAACAUGGCCGUGAUCACAAAACUUUAAGUAGUUUCAACACUUCUUAUCUCACUUUGGGGGUCGGUACUAGGUCAGAGCAUCAGCUAAAUGCUAAAAUGUAAUGUAAUUAUACAUGUUUUACAUAUGAACUGAUGCUAUCUAGUCACAAUUAACUAUUACUAGUGGGAUUUGAAUAUUGGUUGUGAUUGCUGGGGUCAGGUGACAGAGCUGUUUGUAUCACAUGACUCUGGCUGUAGCUACAUAAACUUACUUGUGUCUGUCCUGCAGGUGGCAGACUGAAUUACCAUGCUAGCUGGCUUGUUGUCAAUGCAUAGAGACUUUUUGCUGAAGCUUGAAUUUUAAAUUGUAUAUUUUUCUCUGCAUAUGAAAUGAAAAAAUUAAUAAACAUGUAUGACUUAU
Molecule: messenger RNA, 8369 nt
Organism: Siniperca chuatsi (mandarin fish)
Lineage: Eukaryota; Metazoa; Chordata; Actinopteri; Centrarchiformes; Sinipercidae
Gene: oprl1
Product: opiate receptor-like 1
Exons: 6
Coding region: 571-1689 (372 amino acids)
Biological process (GO): neuropeptide signaling pathway; sensory perception of pain
Cellular component (GO): neuron projection; membrane
Molecular function (GO): neuropeptide binding; nociceptin receptor activity
Source: RefSeq, a predicted model, not a curated record